Amaranthus tricolor (Joseph's coat) is the source of this 1742-nucleotide messenger RNA. RefSeq names its product glycosyltransferase BC10-like. Lineage: Eukaryota; Viridiplantae; Streptophyta; Magnoliopsida; Caryophyllales; Amaranthaceae. Bases 237 to 1379 code for a protein of 380 amino acids. Gene Ontology annotation, cellular component: membrane. The transcript is spliced from 11 exons. The record is from RefSeq and is a predicted model, not a curated record. Gene Ontology annotation, molecular function: glycosyltransferase activity.
AUCAAAAUCUUUAAUGAGAUUGAGUUUACACAAUUUGACAUCCCAAAUAUUUCCAUUUUUGAAAAUCCUCCCAAAAUUCUCAACUUUUUUUCUCUCUCAAUCAUCCUUUCACAAUACAGCACGUAUCACGGUGGAGAUUGAAAAUGAUUCACAUGCGUUCUCUUUCUAUAAUCUCCAUUGAUGAACCUUCACUUCAAUGAACAGAAAGAGGAAGAAUUUUACUUUUGAAGAAGAAGAUGAUGAUGAUGGUGACAAGUACGAUUCCAACAACUACGAUUACGAAAAGGAAAUUGUUUCGCCAUUGUUGUUUCUUUAAGCAGAACUUGAAGAUUGUGAUUUUUGUGUUGAUUUUAGUUUGCGUAUUCGGAUUCUGGCAAUUUCAGUAUGAAUCCAUGUUUUCUUCGAAUUCCUCGCGAAUUUCUCGGCGUGUAGGUUCCAGUUUCUUCGUUGGUCCUCCUAAGAUCGCUUUCCUGUUCCUCACUCGCCGUCAUCUUCCUCUUGACUUUCUAUGGGGUAGCUUCUUCGAGGAAGCUGAUGUAGCUAGUUAUUCAAUAUACAUACACUCAGAGCCGGGUUUUGUGUUUGAUGAAUCCACUACGCGGUCUCCUAUAUUUUUUGGUCGGCAGUUGAGCAAUAGCAUUCAGGUAGCAUGGGGCGAGUCGAGUAUGAUUGCAGCAGAGAGGUUAUUACUCGAUGCAGCACUGGAGGACCCUUCCAAUCAGAGAUUUGUUCUUCUCUCAGAUAGCUGUGUUCCAUUGUAUAAUUUUAGCUACAUAUAUCACUAUGUUAUGGGAUCCCCAAGGAGUUUUGUAGACAGUUUUUUGGAUAAAAAAGAAAAAGAACCUCGCUAUAACUCAAAGAUGUCGCCUGUUAUAAAGCACGACAAAUGGCGAAAAGGUUCACAGUGGUUCACUCUGAUCCGGAGGCAUGCUGAAGUGGUGGUUGAUGAUGAACUUGUUUUCCCGAUUUUCAGAAAGUACUGCAAGCGACGUCCUCCGGUCGAUGAGUCAAAGGGAAAGCUGAAUCUGAAGCUCCAGAAACAACAUAAUUGCAUUCCGGAUGAGCAUUAUCUACAGACAUUGCUUUCUAUGAAAGGAUUGGAGAAAGAACUUGAACGUCGGACAUUGACCUAUACUCUAUGGAAUGAAUCUGCCUCAAAAAUGGAAGGGAAAGGCUGGCAUCCUGUUACCUUCAGUUAUUCAACUGCUACUCGUCAACGUAUUAAAGAGAUAAAGGAUAUCAAUCAUAUAUAUUACGAGACAGAGUUCAGAACGGAAUGGUGCCAAACCAAUUCCACCGGAGUUCCAUGCUUUCUGUUUGCUAGGAAAUUCUCACAAGGAGGUGCUAUGCGGCUUUUGAGCGAGGGGUGGUUAGUAUAAUCAUCUUUAAUUUUCUCAAAAUGGUGCUGUGAUGUUCCUCCGUGGCUUCUGUAGAUUUUCCAAGUAGCACGUCUAACCCUUACCUUAUAUUUGAAAAAUACACGAUCUUGGUAGCUGGCUAUGGGUGGUAUGAUGGCUCAUUUUACAAAUACGAUAUCGUAGACAAGAUUACCAAUAGAAGCAAUACUGUAACGUAAUGAACCAACUAUUGAGAAUACUAGCACAAAGAAAUCAGAACAAGGAUUUAGGAUGUAGAUUAUUGUUUUCUCCCUGAUUAAUUUUGAUUUUACAAUUAAAUAAGUAGGGGUGUAUCUGACUUUGAAUGUACAAAAUUUAAUGGCAUUUUUUUGAUUAUGAGUUAAA